This is a messenger RNA of Aaosphaeria arxii CBS 175.79, 627 nucleotides long. Its product is annotated as DNA-directed RNA polymerase III. The transcript has 3 exons. Gene Ontology annotation, cellular component: RNA polymerase III complex. Lineage: Eukaryota; Fungi; Ascomycota; Dothideomycetes; Pleosporales. The record is from RefSeq and is a predicted model, not a curated record. Gene Ontology annotation, biological process: transcription initiation at RNA polymerase III promoter; DNA-templated transcription. The annotation marks the transcript as partial.
CAGACAACAAUUCAAGACCUGAUCCAGAUCAGGCCCCAAGAAUUCGAGAAACCCAGCGCCCAGGCCAUAAAGGAUGCGAUAAAUGCAAAAUAUUCGAAUAGAAUCAUUCAAAACAUUGGGUUAUGCGUCUGCCUAUGGGAUGUCUCGGAGAGCACAGAAGGUCUCAUAGGUCACGGGACCGGGCUUGUCAAUGUGAAUGGCAAGAUGGUGGUUUUCCGCCCUUUCCGUGGUGAAAUCAUACGCGCAAGGAUAAAGAUGGCUACAGAGGAGGGCAUAUUUCUUGAUGUAGACUUCACAUCAGAGAUCUUCGUACCGUACCAAAACCUGUUCCCGGGCUCAACCUUUGAUCGUGGAGAGGGCGUUUUCAUCUGGAAGACGGAAGAGGGCCAUGAGCUCUUCUUUGAUAAGGGAGAGCCGGUACUUUUCCGCGUUGAGCAGGAGGAAUGGAUCGAUCAAAAGCCUACCGUGAUACAGAAGGAUGAGGACGGUGAGAUCAUUGAGACGAGAGAUACAAGUUGGAGAGUCAUAGGCUCGAUGAGUAUGGAGGGAUUGGGUCCAACAUUGUGGUGGGGAGAUCAGGAGGAAGGGGAUGAUGAACAGGGGCAAGGUGAUGAGAUGGAAGAGUAA